AUGGCGAUGCGCGGACGUCUCGGGUCGAGCCUCGCGCGGGACGGUGGCGCCGCGCGGGCGCGGGGGGGACGACGGGCGCGGGCGUGGACGCGGACGCGGACGCGGACGCGGGCGAGCGAUGGCGUGGGCGCGGAUGUCGAGAUGGGCGACGAGGGAUCGGCGCGGGACGAUGGCUCGCGCGCGCGAAGGACGGGACGCGACGCGAGUGAGGGCGUCGAGGACACGGUGCGGACGGUUGAAGACGACGGGGCGUUCGCGUCCGGGUCCGUGGUGCUCGGACGGGAUGGCUCGGUCGUCGCGGAGGCUGCGUUGGCGCUCAACGACGACGCGGCGCGGUAUUCGGUUCAAAACGGACGCGAGACGACGACGACGGGAUCGUCGACGAGGGGCGCCGUGGGUGGAAAUUUUGCCGUCGCCACCGCUUCGGUGGGUGACUUUGACGACGAAGAAGAAACGGAAGAGGUGAACGACGUCCCGGGGAUUCGCGCGCCGACGCAAGGAUGGUACGGCGGCGGCUUUGACGCCCCGGAGGGCACGGUGCCGCUCCCGCUUUCGUACUAUCAAAUCUUGGGAUUGUCGCCGGCGCGAACGACGCCGAACGCGCUUCCACGAGCGGCUCUCGCCGUGAUGGACGCCCCGCUUCCCGAGGGUUACUCCGUGCAACUGCUCGAACAACGACUGAGUCUCAUCGACGAAGCCGUGGCGGUGCUCAAGGAUGAAGAGGCUCGCCGACAGCACGAUGAGGACAUUCGCGAAGGUGUGCUCACUCCGGUGGAAGCGCAUCGCGCCGCCGCCGCUCUGUGCUUACUUCAGGAGGCGGGCGAGUACGAAUCCGUGAUGGAGUUUGAGCCCGUCGUCGCGCAGUGCGUGAGCGGACGCAGGCACCGCAAGGAUGUCGCGCUCACCGUCGCGCUCGCUCUGUGUGAGUUCGGCCACAUGGCGCUCAUGGCGAAUCCGCCUCGCAUCUCCGAGGGUUGCGAACUGCUCGAGAUGGGAUCGAAGACGCUCUCGAGUGUCGGCCGGUCGUUCGCGCCGGAAGUUCGUCGCAACAUCUCGGCUUUAUAUCACGACGUCGCUCCGGGCUAUGUGCUCGAAUUGUUGUCGAUGCCGCUCGAGGCCGAGUCGGAGCGCGCCCUGGGCGUGCGCGCCCUUCGCACGCUCAUUUGGACCAAGGACCCGUCGCAACAGCUCGAACAGCGCGCGGCGUUCAUGGAACAGACGAACGAAUUACUCACGGCGCAAGAGCACGUCGCACUCUUCGUCGACGCUCCGGAUUACAUCCCCGUUGACUCUGACGAAGUGUACAAGAGCGCGCUCGCGCACGUCGUCGCGGGUGUCAUCGAUCGCAAACCCAUGCUCAUCGUCGACGCGGACGAAAUCUUGGAGCAAAUUCAGCUCGCCUCGACGCUCCCUGGCGAACUCAGCCGCUUCUCCGACGUCGCCGUCGAGCGCGCGGUGUGUCAAAUUUUGCUUGGUCGCAUUGAGGAAGCCGAGUACACUCUGGGUUUACACGACGAUACCGCUGAUCCGAGUCUCGUGCAAUACAUCGAGGAUCGCUCGCCGAAUGGAGAUCUCGCGGAGGGUAUGUGUGCGAUGGCGGAUCAGUGGCUGAUCGACGUCGCGUUCCCGCUCUUCCGCGGGACAGACGCACAACCCACGCCCACCAUCGAGGAUUGGUUCAACACGCCGAACGUUCAAGGAUUUGUGAGCCGAUUGGAUUCGAUGCCCGCGCUCGUUCGAAUCCAAGGCGCGAUCGAAUCGGCGAAGCGAGCCGUGGCUUCCGGCGUCGGUUCGAUUGCGACGGCUUUUCUUCCGACUCCGCCGGCGCUGCAGUUUGGUAUCUCCGAUACCCAACGCAGAGCCGUCGCUGUGGCAAAGAUUGGUGUCCUCGCCGGUGUAGCGUUCGUUCUCAACACGAAUGAGCCCGGUGCUGGCUCGCGACGAGUACCGCGCGAGCCCGCGCGGCGGUUCGCUCCGUUGCAAGCGGCUCGCGGCGCGCUGUCCAACGUCAAGUUGUUGACGCCGACACGACAAACCACGCCACGCCCGGCGCCCGUGUACACCAUGGACAAGGGUACCGCGGAGAAGAUAGUGCGCAAGUGGCAGACGGCCAAGGCGCAGGCUUUGGGGCAGACGCACAACAUGCGCCAGCUGGAAGGAAUCUUAGAGGGGCCGAUGUUGCAGCAAUGGCAAACGCGCGCCGAGGACGUCAAGGCGCACGGAUGGGCGUGGGAGUACCAACUGAAUGAACUGAGUAUCGACCACGUUCAAGCCGUUGGAACUGAGAAAGUUUUCGUUGAGACGACGCUCACUGAGGUCGCGGUGUUGAAGGAUCACGCGAAGAACGAACCAGAUGACGUGUACGAGAGCACGUACCGAGCCAAGUACGAGCUUAAAAAGUGUCGUCAAGGCUCGAAGAGCGAGUGGAAGAUCGUGGGAGGAAUGGUGAUUUAUUAA
Messenger RNA from Ostreococcus tauri, 2457 nucleotides. RefSeq names its product Domain of unknown function DUF4101. Gene Ontology annotation, biological process: chloroplast fission. The transcript has a single exon. Lineage: Eukaryota; Viridiplantae; Chlorophyta; Mamiellophyceae; Mamiellales; Bathycoccaceae. Gene Ontology annotation, cellular component: chloroplast inner membrane. Bases 1 to 2457 code for a protein of 818 amino acids. The record is from RefSeq and is a predicted model, not a curated record.